CAGGCAGCGCGCACUCGCGCGUGCGUGAGCUGGCGCGCGAGAAAGCGCCCGGUCGCGCCGAGGCUCGAGCGGCCGUCGCCAUUUUGUAGGGUUCUCUCUGACGCGGGACCCGCCGCCACCGCCGCCACCACCCGGAGGCUCUUGUCAGGAUGGUGAAGCUGUUCAUUGGAAAUCUGCCCCGGGAGGCCACAGAGCAGGAGAUCCGCUCACUCUUCGAGCAGUACGGGAAGGUGCUGGAAUGUGACAUCAUUAAGAAUUAUGGCUUUGUGCACAUAGAGGACAAGACGGCCGCUGAGGAUGCCAUACGCAACCUGCACCACUACAAGCUGCACGGAGUGAACAUCAAUGUGGAAGCCAGCAAGAAUAAGAGCAAAGCUUCAACCAAGUUACACGUGGGCAACAUCAGCCCCACCUGUACCAACCAAGAGCUUCGGGCCAAGUUUGAGGAGUACGGCCCAGUCAUCGAAUGUGACAUCGUGAAAGAUUAUGCCUUUGUACACAUGGAGCGGGCAGAGGAUGCGGUGGAGGCCAUCAGGGGCCUCGACAACACAGAGUUUCAAGGCAAACGAAUGCAUGUACAGUUGUCAACCAGCCGGCUUCGGACUGCCCCUGGGAUGGGAGACCAGAGUGGUUGCUAUCGGUGUGGUAAAGAAGGACAUUGGUCCAAAGAGUGCCCAGUAGACCGUACAGGGCGUGUGGCAGACUUUACUGAGCAGUACAAUGAACAGUACGGAGCAGUGCGCACACCUUAUACUAUGGGUUAUGGGGAGUCCAUGUAUUACAACGAUGCCUACGGAGCACUUGACUACUAUAAGCGCUACCGCGUCCGAUCUUACGAAGCUGUGGCGGCGGCGGCUGCAGCUUCCGCAUACAAUUAUGCAGAGCAGACCAUGUCUCAUCUUCCUCAAGUCCAGAGCUCAGCUGUACCCAGUCACCUCAACUCCACUUCUGUUGAUCCUUAUGACAGACACCUAUUGCAGAACUCUGGCUCUGCUGCCACCUCAGCUGCAAUGGCUGCUGCCGCUUCCUCUUCCUAUUAUGGAAGGGACAGGAGCCCACUACGUCGGAAUGCGGCUGUGCUCCCCGCAGUUGGAGAGGGCUAUGGUUAUGGGCCAGAGAGCGAGAUGUCUCAGGCUUCAGCAGCUGCUCGGAAUUCUCUGUAUGACAUGGCCCGGUAUGAGCGGGAGCAGUAUGUGGACCGAACACGGUACUCAGCCUUUUAAAAACUGGAGGUAGGAUAAUUGCGGACUGAACCCUCGGGCUGCGGUCAUAUAUGAGAACUUGGUCCUCGCGGUCCCCUUUGCCAGGAUGUUUCCAUUGCUUCAUGUUUCAGUAAACAAAGGAAUUUGUGACCAACUAUGUUUUCUUUCUUAAUUUAAUUCUCCUAAGUUGACUUUUCUUCCCUCGAUGCUAGCUGUCUGUAGCUUUUCACUCUGUUCCUUAUGGCCGCCCUCAGCUCUGAACAGCCCUAGGUAAGGGUUAGGCUGACAUCCCUUCCUGUACAGUAGAAGCCCCUCUUAACCUUGCUUUUCUUAGGAGUUGAGCCCUUCUCCCUGCCUUCCUGCAGCAUCUCCUUUCCCUUUGAAAUGACCGUGUAGUGGCAAGCAACCUUUAACUCUUCGGUUAGUGCGGGACUCGGAACAUUGAAGCUAGUCUUCUGAAGUUGCUAGGACCAUUGGGUUUGUUGUUGUUUUGGUUUGAUUUUGUUUUGUUUUUCGGUUUUGUCUGACCUGUGAUCGUGGUACAGCAUUUGCUGAAAUUUAGCCUUGUUUUAUUCCACUCCUCCCACAUUUUCUUUUGAAAAAAAAAAUAAAUAAAAUAAAUGUUUCUAAUACUUAA
Messenger RNA from Mus caroli (Ryukyu mouse), 1839 nucleotides. Its product is annotated as RNA-binding protein 4B. NCBI's taxonomy places the organism in Eukaryota, Metazoa, Chordata, Mammalia, Rodentia, Muridae. Gene Ontology annotation, molecular function: zinc ion binding; mRNA binding. The record is from RefSeq and is a predicted model, not a curated record. Gene Ontology annotation, cellular component: nucleus.